AUGACAUCUCCUCAUUCUAUAAGUCUUGAGCUCAAGGAGUAUAAUGGUGUCAUCAACCUCAUUGAAGAACUACAACAAUAUGUAGAAGAUAAUUAUAACCAAGAUGAACAGUUGAACAAGUUCUUGGAUGGCUUUGAUACAUUUAAAAUGGUAUUAGAGUCAAAGAGACAACAACAAAGAAUUAAUGCUCAACAACAAGAUGCUAUAUGUAUUGAUGAUAGUGACGAUAUAUAUGAUAAUGAUCAUUCAAACCAUAUAAUAGAUUUGGAUGGUCCAACAAAUGAAGCAUCUUCAACUACAACCACUACAACUACAACUAGUACUACAAAUACAAAUCAAAAUGGAAAUGAUAAUGGUCAUGGUACUGGAAAUGCAAAUGGCAAUGGCAAUGGAAAUACAUCACCACCAACGAAUAAUAAGCAAGAAAGAGAUAUUGUAACAAGUAAUUCAACAGAAGUUGAUGAAGAACAACUAGACUUUUUAAAGGAAUUCCCAGCAGAGGACAACGAUCGUGAUGCUGCUGGGGAUGAUAAUGAUAAUGAUUUUGGAUACCCAGAGGAUGACCAAGAGGAUUCAAAAAGAGGUGAAAAGAGAAAGCAUUCAGAAGAGAUUGAAUGUGUCAUUUGUUUGAUGGAUGUUGAAGUUAAUGAUACUCAUUGUGUAAAGAAAUGUGGUCAUUCACUUUGUAGAACUUGUAUUCAAACUUAUUGUGUUGGGAAAAUUAAAGAUAGGGAAUAUCCAAUUAAAUGUCCCUAUUUUGGAUGUAAAAUAGAUUUAACAGUAGAAGAUUUAGAAUAUCUUUUAGACGAAGAUUUAAUUACACAAUUCACAGAAUAUUCAUUUGAAAGGGCCAUCGAGGUGGAACCUGAUCAAUACUCCUUUUGUCCGACUGCUGGAUGUGGAUAUGUAUUCUUUUGGGAGCCUGGAGAUUCAACCGAUUUCCUAUGUUUGAAAUGCAACAAGCGAUAUUGUUUCAAAUGCAAGGCCGACUAUCACAUCAAUUCAACUUGUGAACAAUAUCAACAAUGGAGAAAAGAAAAUGGUCAAGCCGAUGAUUUGUUUGAUCAAUUUGUUACAAGACAAAACUUUAAAAAGUGUCCAAAAUGUGGUAGAUUUAUUGAAAAAACAAUUGGGUGUGAACAUAUAGUUUGUAGGUGUGGAGUUAGAUUUUGUUAUGCAUGUGGUGAGUUGUAUCCAUGUGUUUGUGGAAAAGAUGUUCAUGUACAACAUUUACAGCAACAACAAAUGCAACAGCAGCGGAUUCAACAAUUACAACAAUUACAACAAUUACAACAAUUACAACAACAAAUGCCACCACAACAACAAGUUAUAUUCCCACAACCAUUACAAUUCCAGCCAAAACUACCAGUUAGACAGAAACGAGAAAAGAAGAAAAAAACAGAGCCCAAGACUACAACAAAAAGGAUAACAAAAAAGGAUAAACAACAACAACAACAACUGCAACAAAUGCAACAACUUCCACAACUUCCACAACAACAACUACAACCAAUGGCCAAUAUACCUCAAUUUGUUAUUCCCAAUCCAGCAGCAGCUGCUGCUCAACCAAACCAACAACUCUUCCCACCACCGCUUUUACAACCGCAACGACCACCACCACCACCACAAAACAACUUUUAUUAUGGAGCUCAAGUACCACUUGCAAUCCAACAACAAAUUGAACAACACAUGAGACAACAAAGAGGAAUUCCUCUUGGAGGUGUCGGAGGUGCAGUUAUGACAAGAGUAUAUAUUGGUACAUAUUCACCAAAUGGUGAAGGAGUAUAUGUAUUUGAUUUCGAUGAAAAGACAGGUAGCUUGUCAAACAAAAGAGUAGCAGCAAAGGUUGUUAAUGGUGCUCAAUUGGUAGCUACAAAGGAUUCAAAGUACAUCUAUGUCGGUUCAGAGUUGGGUGAUUCACCACAAGGAGAACAUGGAUGGGUAUACUCUUACAAACAAAAUGAAAAUGAUGGUACUUUGGAACAGAUUGGUGAACCAAUUAGCACACAAGGAGCUGCUCCAUGCCAUUUGGAACUUUCAAAUGACGAGAAACACCUUUUUGUUGCAAACUAUUGGUCUGGUAACAUUGCUUCGUUUGGAUUGGACUCUGUCAGUGGAGUAUGUAACAAACUCGUCAGUUUGAACAAACACGAGGGUAUUCCAGCUGGACCUGCUCACCCAGAGACUGCACCAGAGGGAUCGUUUGCUCACAGCGGACAUGAGGGUGUUGCUCACGCUCACAUGAUCUCGUGUGAUAAAAGUGGAAACUAUGCAUACUCUGCCGACGUUGGUUUGGAUGGUAUGUUUGUGUGGAAGUACAAUCAACAAGAUGGCAAGUUUGAACAUGUCAAGACUGUCUCUUCGCAAUUUAAAGGAUCCGGUCCGAGACAUUUCAUCAUUGAUCAAAGCAACACCAAUAUGUACACUAUUCUUGAAGAAGCUUCAUUGAUCACUCAUUAUACCGUCAAUAAGGAGACUGGUGAUCUCACCGAACAAGACUCCAUCUCUACGCUCCCAACCUAUUACAAGGGUACCAAUUUUACAUCUGGUAUUGUAUUUGGUAAAGGUGAGAAAUACAUCUAUUGUGCCAACCGUCUUCACAACUCUAUCUCUGUUUUCCGUGUCUUGGAUAAUGCCAAACUCGAAUUUGUCGAGAAUCAAUGGACCCACGGAGACACUCCCAGAGCACUCACAGUCGAUCCAACCGGACACCAUCUCUAUGUACUCAAUCAAAGAAGUGAUAAUCUUGUUCACUUUACUAUCGAUCAAUCAUCUGGUAAACUCCAAUUCAACUCUUUCCACUCUAUUCCAAGUCCCUCUCAAUUAAUAUUUACAAAUUAA
Molecule: messenger RNA, 2838 nt
Organism: Cavenderia fasciculata
Lineage: Eukaryota; Evosea; Eumycetozoa; Acytosteliales; Cavenderiaceae
Exons: 5
Coding region: 1-2838 (945 amino acids)
Molecular function (GO): 6-phosphogluconolactonase activity; zinc ion binding; protein binding
Source: RefSeq, a predicted model, not a curated record